ACUGGCCCAACGCUCCAACCACUAGGCUACCUUCCACCCGAAAUAAGAAUACGUGGUACGGCUUUAUUGUGUCUCUCUCGGGGUAAAUUAGUGUGGACUGUGGGAGAUUGAUUAAAAUGGAGAGUCUUGGAUCAGUGGGAUCCAUUAACUUGAUUAAUUAAUACCUGCCGUUGAACAAGAUUAUCCCUGUUUAACUAACUCCUAGUCUGCAGCAGACAAGUGGCUCGACUCCAAUCUUUCCCUACAUGAUAACCCCUCCCGCUAUCUCUCUGACAUGGCGGGCAAAGCUUUAUUCUAGCCGUAUUUCUGUCCAAGCUGCGUGCGGGGAGAUGGCGCGCUGGGGCGCAGAUUGGUGUAGGCCUGCUUGGAUGCGUGUUCGUUGUUGAAAGUGACAAAGGUGUGUCUCUUUUGGAGCUGCCAGAGAGGGGAGGCCAUUUUGUACAGCGAGGCAGGCAGGCAGGCAGGCGUCUGUACAUGUCUGUAUGUCUGUGCUCGCGUCAGGAACAGGAAGCGUGCCAUUGUGCGUAUGAGAGAGAACAUUUUCUGUGUUGUGGGGGCGAGGGUUAUACCAGAGGCGCUAGUAACAACACCCAAACCUAUUUCUUCACUUUGCCGAGCGUUCACUGUCCUUUCUACACUGUUUCCUCUGUGCAAUGGAUGGCAGGGAUCUGAGAAGCCUCUUUCUUCUGCUGUCCUCUACGGCCAUACUACCAUGAGCACUUCUACUCCAUCCACAGCUAAUGGCAACGAUAGCAGACAGUUUAAAGGAGAUCGUUCUCCCUGUGGUCCUUCCCGAGUGCUCCACGUCCGCAAGGUUCCCAUCGAGGUGUCCGAGGCUGAGCUCAUCUCUCUAGGAGUCCCCUUCGGUAGAGUCACCAACCUGUUGAUGCUGAAAGGGAAAAACCAGGCUUUUAUAGAAAUGGCUUCAGAGGAGGCAGCGAUCACCAUGGUGAACUACUACACCACAGCAACACCUCACGUACGCAACCAGCCAGUCUACAUCCAGUACUCCAACCACCGCGAGCUCAAGACAGACAACCUGCCCAAUCAGGGGAGAGUUCAGGCAGCAUUGCAGGCAGUCAAUGCAGUGGCGUUGGGUGGUUCAGCAUCUGGCGGUGACGGAACCCUGAUGCCAGGACAGAGCCCCGUGCUGCGCAUCAUCGUAGAAAACCUCUUCUACCCUGUAUCUCUGGAGGUGCUACACCAGAUCUUCUCUAAGUUCGGGACGGUCCUGAAGAUCAUCACUUUCACCAAGAACAACCAGUUCCAGGCCCUGCUACAAUAUGCUGACCCGAUGAAUGCCCACCACGCCAAAGUGACUUUAGAUGGCCAGAACAUCUAUAACGCGUGCUGCACUCUGCGUGUGGAGUUCUCCAAGCUGACCAGUCUGAAUGUGAAAUACAACAAUGACAAAAGCCGAGAUUUCACCCGCCUGGAUCUUCCCUCUGGAGAUGGACAACCUACCAUGGACCCUGCCUUGACUGCCGCCUUCGGUGCUCCGGGUAUCAUCUCUUCGCCUUACGCUGGGGCAGCAGGUUUUGGCCCCGCUAUUGGGUUCCCCCAAGCAGUAGGCCCGCCCUUUGACCUGCUAUCGUGCGUGCCCCCAGGUCUGUCCAUGCACACGAUGACCGGCGCUCUGGGACCCCUCGCCAUGCCCGGCUCACGGAUGACCCUACACGGCAUGGCCCCGAUCGCUGUUCACGCCGUUCUCCUUGUCUCCAACCUCAACCCUGAUAGCAUAUCACCACAUGGACUGUUCAUCCUAUUUGGGGUGUAUGGUGAUGUGCAUCGGGUCAAAAUUCUGUUCAACAAGAAAGAGAAUGCCUUAAUCCAGAUGGCCGAUGCUACUCAGGCACAGCUUGCAAUGUCCCACCUGAACGGCCAGCGGCUGCACGGCAAGGUGAUCAGAGUGACCGUCUCUAAACACCAGACGGUCCAGCUGCCCAGGGAGGGACAGGAAGACCAGGGCCUCACUAAAGACUUCAGCGGCUCCCCGCUACACCGCUUCAAGAAGCCUGGAUCCAAGAACUUUCAGAACAUCUUCCCUCCCUCUGCCACCCUCCAUCUAUCCAACAUCCCUCCAUCUAUAACAGAUGACAUCCUGAAGGAGCUGUUUGCUGGGACUGGAUACACAGUCAAGGCCUUCAAGUUCUUCCAGAAGGACCGUAAGAUGGCUCUGAUCCAGUUGGGUUCAGUGGAGGAGGCCAUCCAGGCCCUGAUCGACCUCCACAACCACGACCUGGGAGAGAACCAUCACCUCCGCGUGUCCUUCUCCAAGAGCACCAUCUGACCCGCCUCACCCAGCUCCCCCACCCGCAGGGUCUCGCUCCUGGGCUGGGCUAACCCCAUGCCUCCCCCCCAACCCCACCCCCAGGGCCUCGCUCCUGGGCUGGGAUAACCCCAUCCCCCCCCCCCCCACCCCCCCCCCCCCACCCCUAGCCCCUGUUGGGAGUGACGGACAGAAACACCCACUUUUACUUAAAACAAACAACAGACAAUGAACUAGUUUAGAUGAUAUUGUUGUGUAAUAGACUACUGUAACACAAGGCCUUCAGACAGAGACUGAUAUAGAGACAGAGCUGAAGUAGGCUGGAAGGAGAGCUGGUUGAUUGAUUCAGGGCAGAGAGUACAACGGUGAUGUGGGCUGAUAUGGUGCAUCUUUACCUGGCAUUCGAGGACCCUAAUCCAGGGAGAGACUAGACCCUAACCCAGGGAGAGACUAGACCCCAACCCAUGGAGAGACUAGACCCUAACCCAGGGAGAGACUAGACCCUAACCCAGGGAGAGACUAGACCCCAACCCAGGGAGAGACUAGACCCUAACCCAGGGAGAGACUAGACCCUAACCCAGGGAGAGACUAGACCCCAACCCAGGGAGAGACUAGACCCUAACCCAGGGAGAGACUAGACCCUAACCCAGGGAGAGACUAGACCCCAACCCAGGGAGAGACUAGACCCUAAGCCAGGGAGAGACUAGACCCUAACCCAGGGAGAGACUAGACCCUAAUCCAGGGAGAGACCCUAACCCAGGGAGAGACUAGACCCUAACCCAGGGAGAGACUAGACCCCAACCCAGGGAGAGACUAGACCCUAACCCAGGGAGAGACUAGACCCCAACCCAGGGAGAGACUAGACCCUAACCCAGGGAGAGGCUAGACCCUAACCCAGGGAGAGACUAGACCCCAACCCAGGGAGAGACUAGACCCUAACCCAGGGAGAGACUAGACCCCAACCCAGGGAGAGACUAGACCCUAAUCCAGGGAGAGACCCUAACCCAGGGAGAGACUAGACCCCAACCCAGGGAGAGACUAGACCCUAACCCAGGGAGAGACUAGACCCCAACCCAGGGAGAGACUAGACCCUAACCCAGGGAGAGGCUAGACCCUAACCCAGGGAGAGACUAGACCCCAACCCAGGGAGAGACUAGACCCUAACCCAGGGAGAGACUAGACCCCAACCCAGGGAGAGACUAGACCCUAACCCAGGGAGAGACUAGACCCUAACCCAGGGAGAGACUAGACCCUAACCCAGGGAGAGAC
This is a messenger RNA of Oncorhynchus mykiss (rainbow trout), 3538 nucleotides long. Its product is annotated as polypyrimidine tract-binding protein 3. The record is from RefSeq and is a predicted model, not a curated record. Gene Ontology annotation, molecular function: RNA binding. Gene Ontology annotation, cellular component: nucleus. Lineage: Eukaryota; Metazoa; Chordata; Actinopteri; Salmoniformes; Salmonidae. Gene Ontology annotation, biological process: mRNA processing.